Molecule: messenger RNA, 690 nt
Organism: Alternaria ventricosa
Lineage: Eukaryota; Fungi; Ascomycota; Dothideomycetes; Pleosporales; Pleosporaceae
Exons: 2
Coding region: 1-690 (229 amino acids)
Source: RefSeq, a predicted model, not a curated record
AUGGCCGCCGACGACAGCAACAAGGCCCAGACCAAGUGCGUCACUCCAGAUAUCAACAAGGAGUACGGCCACCCCGAUGGCAACGCUGGCAGUGAUGUACAAGUCAAGGACAACGGUCAGGCGGGUAACGAUGGCGGCGGCGACGGCGACAGCGAGCAAUCCGAUGAUGUCGACAUGGACAGCCACAAUACCGACUCACACAACGCGUACAUCAAGAAGUACAAGGAGCUCAAGAGUCAGCUGCGAAUGCAUUUCAGCAACAACAACACGGCGCAAUUUGAUCGCAUCCAGCAGGAAUUCCGCGAACAUGGCUUGCUUGCUGAAUUGGAGGCCGAACUGCUUCAUCUGAACAUUGCAGCAGCACUAGUCGCUCUCAGCCGCAGCGGUACUUAUUAUCGAUGCGUUCCUCGCCGCCGCACUGCCCAGGUUCUACAUCAGCCGUCUGCCCAAUCGUUCUACGCACACUUGGUCCGUUCGAACAACGCUGCCGGCGGCCCAUCUACUUCUGGACCGGCCAGUACAGCUGCGACAAAUCGAGCGGCUCAUUCGGCCCAACACGGUGCGAUCGCGUCAUCAGUCGCCGUACUACCUCCGGUUCCUGUUCUCUCAGUCUCUGUUCUUGCGGUUCCACAAGUCUCAUCGUCAUCGAAUCUCAACCCUCCUCCCCGUCACUCCGCUGGAUAUAUCUGA